Molecule: messenger RNA, 4154 nt
Organism: Paramuricea clavata
Lineage: Eukaryota; Metazoa; Cnidaria; Anthozoa; Malacalcyonacea; Plexauridae
Source: the annotation of a GenBank genome assembly
AUGUGUUAUUUCGGAAAAAGGCGUGCUACUUCUCAAGGUGUGUUUUCUUCAAAGGUGUAUUAUUUUCAAACUGUGUGCCGCAAUAACACAACCUUGGUCUGAAAGGUGUGUUUCGCCAAAACGUGUGUUAUUAAAAGGUGUGUUAUAUUAGAAAGGUGUGCUGUUUGAAUAAGGCGUGCUAAAUUCCAAGGUGUGCUAUUUUCAUAAGGUGUGUCAAUUCGGAUUUAAUGAGGUGUGCUGUUUCAAAAAGAUGUGUUAUUCCGAAAAAGGUGUGCUAUUUCUCAAGGUGUGUUCUCUUCCAAAGGUGUGUUAUAUUCAAACUGUGUGCUACAAUAACACACCCUUGGUCUGAAAGGUGUGUUUUUCCAAAAGGUGUGUUAGAUGAAUGGUGUGUUGCAAGACACACUGCCGUUUCGCACUGUGCUAUUUAGCACACCUUGUGUGUUAACGAACACAUUAAGGUGUGCUAAAAUGUAAAGAUCAUCAAGCUUAGUACACAACGUGUGCUGUUGUAACACACACAAUGUGUUUAACAACACAAGUUGUGUGUUGUUAAGCACACCUAUUUUUAAGAGUGCAACUUUUGCUUUCUUUCAGCCGCAAUCACUCGAAGUUUCGGCCAUUAUUUUUUGUAUAGCGAGAUUCUCAAUAACACAUUAACGACACAUCCAGUUAUAAUCUAUUUUAUUUAUGAUAUUUUUAUGAUACUUUCUCUACAUUUAUACUCUCCACCUAAUGUGGGCGUUUAACUAUGACUAUUCAUUUUCUACGUAAAGGAAGGGAGGUGCGGGAAGGGAGCGCAUACCACAAAAUGCGUUAUCAUGCCUACACGCAAAUAAUGCUAAUUCAUCACGCGAAAUUAAUAAGAUUAUAGUUUAUAUUUUACAUAAAAAGCGUUGUCUGGGGGAAUCCCUCAAUAACUAAGUGUCAAUUUACUAACUUGCGCAAUAGUCCAACUUACGCAACACUAUACGUUAUACCGCAACUGCUCGAAAAAUACUUUAUUUUAUAGCUAUUGAUUCAGCUACAUAGGAAUAUUUUCUUGCGAAGAGAAGCAUUAAAACAAAAGUUGGAUCGCUUCCUACUUUUUCGCUUUUGCGUGAGAAAAUAGUCUUCAUGCGUGUGAGUGUGAGAAAUAUGUCAAAUGCGUGUGUCUCACGCAAAAUGCGUGAGAGUUGGAAGGUCUGCAGUUGCUAAGCUUGCUUUGCGACUACUAUAAUAUUUUUUGCAAUAUUAAAAACCACUAAUGCAGCGAACACAGUCCACAUGUCAUAUUCAUAGAAUUUGAGAAAUUAUACCCCUUGCUCACACCCCUUGGUGUCUGCCAUGGUUGAGCAGGUCCCAGACAAUUUAUUACAUACCACAAUAGCAGGCCCAGUAGCAAGGUUUCCUCCACUUAACACUAAUGUUCUUUGCUUUGAGCCUGCAAUUUAAAAUGAGUACACUAUUUAUGCUUAUAUCAAUACUGACUAGAAAUGCAUGCAUGCAGUAACCCCUCGCCAAUAUUUUCCAAACAUUAAAUUAACAGUAAUGGCCAACACUUCAAUGCAGGCUUGCGCUCAAGUGUUGCCAUGACAACACAAUAUUCUUAAUUUUUAAAAUAUUUUUUGUACAAAACUGCAAAAUAGUUGCAAGAUUCGUACUUUUACUACCUUAUUAUGGGAAAUUAACGAUGCACUUUAUUAAUGAGACGUAAAUUAAUGUGUCAUCUAAUUAACAUGAAUUGCUUUCAGGUACUUCAAAAACUGAUUAAAUUAAUGCAAAUUUGACAGUUUAUGGUUAACAAGUUAAUUUAACUAACACAAGUCGAAGAAUAUAAACACGACAGCAAAAGUAUUAUAUACUACCAAUUAAAACAGUAUGCAAGUAGAUAUCAAAACUGUAACAUUGAAAGUUACAGUCAUUUAAGCCAAUGUAUAUAAAUAUAUAUAGUUCAGCUUAAGAUAGUGACAGUGACAGUGAAGAGGUGGACUGAUGUUUUUGUUUUGAGGUUUAAUAUGAUGCAUUUUGAGUUAAAUAUGUUAUAUAAAACAAAUCAAGGUCUUCUUAAUUAACGAUAACUAAAAUUUGCAUGCUUGAAAUUAACAAUAACAUAAAUUAACAUUAAUUAACACGAAUUUUUAAAAUCCGUGUUAAUAAAGUACAUCGUUAAUUUCGUAUAAUAAGGUGUACAACAAUAAAUUUCCAAAAUAUAUACUGUAGGGUAUGUUAUUUUGCAUUUUGCGAGCUUUGAUUUAAAGUAAAAUUUAACUUGAAAUGUUCAUUCAACUAAACUACAUUUGUCGAUAAACAGUUUUUACUUAAUAAAACAUAAUAAGUUGAAUACAAAUAAAACAAAUUGUUCAGUUCAGUCUUCAAAUCAAUUUGUUCUCCUUUACAUUUUAAGAUUUUUUCUCAAAUUAACAGGUAAUUCAUGAAACUUAGAGCUUUGUUGAGAAGGAAAACAGUUCAUGUUUUUAGGCAAAAAGUUAAAGCAACAAAAUUUGUAAACAUUAAUUAUAUAAUAACUACAGUGAAACAUGCAAUUUGAAUGCAGAAUUAGACCAUCCUGCACGCAAAAUUCUGAACAGAAAUUCUUGGACAUAAUUUUACAAAUAUACUCGCAUUGUAAAGUUUCAUUGUAUGAUACCUUUCGACUUUGAAGUAAGUUUGCAAUUAUUGAGACAUUGGUUUAGUUGUAUGAAUAAAUUUCUGAUCGAUACAUUGCUGUCCAGCAAGUAGCAAUGUGUACCGUUGAAAUUCAUCAGAUCAUGGCAAGUACAACAUCUCUCACUAGUCGCUUCAAAGUUCAAAUGCUUCGCAAUCUUCAAGUAUUCAUUCAGGUCGAGAAUCUUCAAAACUACUUUGACUCUCUGUUUAGCAGGUGUUCCAUUUCAAAUUUUGUAUAUAUUAUCGAAAAACUCUCUGUAUUUUCGCUGUAUAUUUUCGCGAAUUUGAGAUCAAAUUCUGUUCACAUUUGUAGUUGUUUUCAAUAGCGUCACAUAGCGUGGAGUAGCGAUUCUCCGAUUGGUUAAUUCACAACUGUUGUGAGAACUGCACAUUUCAUCAGUAAUUUUAAUCAAGUUAACUAUCGUUUCACUGUAGUAACAUCCAGAGGGGGCGUUCGAUUCUAAGCUCCGCGAAUUUUUUUUCCCUUAAACAGUUAACUUAAAUAUAUAUAUUAUCUUAAAUUAUGGCACAACCAACUGUAAAAUCAUUGAAGAAAGAAAAUGAGCAUUUGAAGAUAAUGAUCGAGGCUCUCAAAAGCGAUUUUAAAUGACUUGAAGCGGGUCUCGAAAGUCGCGAGUCAGCCAUUGCAAAGUCGAAGGAAACCACACCUCUCCAGAUGCUGAAACAGUAAAAAGCCUGGAAUUUAUGAGUCAUGAAUACGACGAGUUAAACAAUUUCCGUGCCACUGCAAAACAAAAGUUCUCAGCCUUGAAUACUAGACUGAGAGAAUGUUGACCGAAAAUGUUGACAAAAUCUCAAGUGCUAUCUAUGACCUUGAACAGUACAGUUAUAGCUAUAACGUAAAAUUGAUCGGUAUACCAGAAUCUGGAUGAAGAGAAUCCGCUAUAGAAACAAGUACUGCCUGUGCAAAUCUUCUUAAAGAAAUUGGUGCUGAUAUUACGAUUCAAGAUAUCGAUAUUGCCCACCGUGUUCCAGCAAGAAAGUGUGGUAGCCAGAGACCAAUUAUUUGUAAGUUCACAAGGCAUAUCGCCAGAGAAAAAGUGAUGGAAAAACGGCGAGAUAUCUGCAAAGUGAGCACGAUGAAAAUUGGCUUAUCUGGAAAUUAUAGUAGAGUUGAUCAUCGACUGAUGGUCAAUAAGUUGAAGAAUUUUGGAAUCAGCGGAACACUGUUGAAUUGGUUUGAAGACUACCUCUCAAAUUGCCAUCAAAGAGUAACCGCGCUUGGAAAAACCUCUCAUCCACUCCUUGUACUUUCUGGCGUACCACAGGGUUCAAUACUUGGACCUUUGUUGUUUCUUGUCUACGUGAACGACCUUCCUCAUGCAACAUCGUCAUCUUCUAUAGCAGUGUACACUGAUGAUACUAACAUUACGCUGAUGAUACUACAUGUUAUCGUACAGUCAGAACUUUACAAGACGCUCAGUAUCUCCAAAAUGAUCUGGAUGGUAUUAAUGAAUGGUGCCAAGAAUGGUGAAUGGACGUAA